UUGUAGCAUUUUCUAAAGAAUCACGAGCUUCUUUCCUUGAAAUUUUAAACAAUAAUCAUAUAAUUCUUCACCUUUUUGAACCAUGAUGAAUUCAAGAAUUUUCAUUACCAUCGUGCUAUCUUGCAUAAUUGCUUCGAUUCAUGCAUACGAUCCCGAUGCCCUUCAAGAUCUCUGCGUUGCUGAUAAAUCUCAUGGAACCAAGUUGAACGGGUUCCCAUGCAAAGAAAUGUCAAACAUCACAUCGUCCGACUUCUUCUUCGGCGGAAUCUCAAGUCCCGCCGUCAUAAACUCCACGAUGGGCUCAGCCGUGACGGGAGCCAACGUAGAGAAGAUCCCAGGGCUCAACACUCUCUCAGUUUCCCUAGCACGUAUAGACUACGCACCGGGUGGCUUAAACCCACCUCACACUCACCCACGCGCCACAGAAGUCGUUUUUGUCCUCGAAGGAGAGCUCGAAGUUGGGUUUAUCACAACAUCAAACAAGCUUUUCUCACAAACCAUUAAGACGGGUGAAGUUUUUGUUUUCCCAAGAGGACUUGUCCAUUUUCAAAAAAACAAUGGAAAAUCUCCAGCAUCUGUUUUGAGUGCGUUUAAUAGUCAGUUACCUGGAACGGUUUCUGUUGCGGCAACACUUUUUGCGGCCGAUCCUGCUUUGCCGGAAGAUGUGUUGACAAAGACAUUUCAGGUGGGAUCUAAGAUGGUUGACAAGAUUAAAGAAAGGCUCUCUACCAAGAAAUAAUUCAAUUAAAUGUGUAAAUGUUUCAAACUUUGAAAGUUUUUUUUUUUAAUAAAUGUUGAUGUAACUAAAAAGAAAUUAAUACUGUAAUUGACUGGUUUA
This is a messenger RNA of Brassica oleracea var. oleracea, 838 nucleotides long. RefSeq names its product germin-like protein subfamily 2 member 2. The record is from RefSeq and is a predicted model, not a curated record. The transcript has 2 exons. Bases 83 to 739 code for a protein of 218 amino acids. Gene Ontology annotation, molecular function: manganese ion binding. Gene Ontology annotation, biological process: regulation of root development; plasmodesmata-mediated intercellular transport. Gene Ontology annotation, cellular component: plasmodesma; cell wall. NCBI's taxonomy places the organism in Eukaryota, Viridiplantae, Streptophyta, Magnoliopsida, Brassicales, Brassicaceae.